AUGAAAAUAUUUCAUUUUGACGUUGUAAAUGAAUUUAAAGCAAUUACUUUAAUUAUUUUGAUAAAUAGCAAAAGUGUAUUUUUAAAAGUAUCCGUGAUAACCGCCAUUGACCAGAGAGGAGAUCGCUUGAACUUUAUCGAGCUUGCGGUUUUGUUGAUAAAUGUUAUUUUGAAGAAGCUAGUAAUGAAUGAAUUCUUUGGAUACAACAGUCAGCUAACUGUAAAAUUGAGAAAAUUGUGUACGGACCCCAAAUUGAGCUACGCGGCAUGCGCUUAUGGGUACGCUUUCCCGAUAGCCGGUUACGAUCCUGAUCAGUUAGAACCUCCUUUCUAUCGCAUCACUAACUAUUAUUUUCCGGUUGGGUCAUCGCGAAAGAAUUUGAUACACUAA
Molecule: messenger RNA, 390 nt
Organism: Pieris macdunnoughi
Lineage: Eukaryota; Metazoa; Arthropoda; Insecta; Lepidoptera; Pieridae
Source: the annotation of a GenBank genome assembly